Humulus lupulus (European hop) is the source of this 1003-nucleotide messenger RNA. RefSeq names its product protein VERNALIZATION 3-like. The record is from RefSeq and is a predicted model, not a curated record. The transcript is spliced from 4 exons. Lineage: Eukaryota; Viridiplantae; Streptophyta; Magnoliopsida; Rosales; Cannabaceae. The coding region runs from base 161 to 694 and encodes 177 amino acids.
AUGUGAACCACCAAAAACUUGGAUCGAUCGAUCGAUAUAUAUCCUUUUGUUUAUGUAGUGUUCAAAGUUUUGUUUUUAUAUAUCGAUUGAAAAUUCUCUAUAUAGCUAAUUACCAUUAUAUAUUAUUAUUGAUCAUUAAUUAGUAUAAAUAUAAAUAUAUAUGGCUAGAGAUAGCAGGGACUCUCUUGUGGUUGGUAGGGUUAUAGGAGAUGUUUUAGAGCCUUUUACAAGGUCUGUCCCUAUGAGAGUGUUUUAUGGUAAUAAGGAGGUCAACAAUGGUUAUGAGUUUAAGCCUUCUCAAAUUCUCAACCAACCUCGUGUUGAUAUUGGUGGUCAAGACUUAAGGACCUUCUACACUUUGGUUAUGGUGGAUCCAGAUGCUCCUAGCCCAAGUGACCCUAAUCUAAGAGAGUACUUGCAUUGGUUGGUGAUCGAUAUUCCUGGAACUACCGGGCCAAACUUCGGACAAGAGGUGGUGUGCUACGAGAGCCCACGGCCGACGGUGGGGAUUCACAGGUACGUGUUUGUGUUGUUCCGGCAAAUGGGAAGGCAGACGGUGUACGCGCCAGGGUGGCGUCAGAACUUCAACACCAAAGACUUUGCCGAGCUUUACAACCUUGGCUUGCCUGUUGCUGCCCUCUAUUACAAUUGCCAGAGGGAGUCUGGCUCUGGUGGCAGGAGGCCCUCCAGAUAAUAAAUUUCAUUAACUACUUAUAUUUGAUCAAUAUCUAUAAAUGUGUGUGUUUACAUAUAAGUUGUCAAUGAUUAUUGAUCGUUGAUCACUCUUAAUGAUCGAUCAAGAUCACUUAGCUAGCUAGCUAACUACCUCGUUAAUUAAUUAAUUAAGAAUAAGCUAGCUAGCUAGCUUCGUAUAUUUAUAUAUAUUGACAAUAAGCUAGCCAUUCCAAGUGUAAUUAAGAGUGUACACUUGUUUCAACUUAUUAACUCUCUCUAUGUAUUUUAUACAUAUGCUAUCCUAUAUAUCUUAUUUCAAUAAUUAUUA